UUUGUGGGUGGGAUUGACACAACUGCGAGUAUGUUGGAGUGGGCGAUGGCAGAAUUACUUCACAAUCCUAAAAAGUUGGCGAAAGCCCGAAUUGAGCUCCAAGAAACCCUUGAUGAAGAUGGACAAAUUCAAGAAUCAGACAUUUCGAAGCUCCCUUACCUACAAGCAAUGGUGAAAGAAACCUUGCGACUGCAUCCUCCAGGCCCCCUUUUAGUUCCUCGUAAAGCUAUGCGUGACGUAGAAAUAUGUGGCUUCAAAGUCCCCAAGAAUGCUCAAAUACUAGUUAAUGUGUGGGCAAUUAGUCGAGAUCCCAACUCAUGGUCCAACCCAAAUUCAUUCUAUCCUGAAAGAUUCUUGGAAAGUAAGAUUGAUUUUAAAGGACGGGAUUUCGAGUUUCUACCUUUCGGUGCCGGAAGGAGGAUUUGUCCUGGAUUAUCAUUGGCUCAUCGAAUGAUGCAUACCAUCUUGGCUACUUUUAUUCACUUUGAUUGGAAGCUCGAUGGAGGUAUGAAACCAAAAGACAUGAACAUGAAUGAAAAGAAUGAUUUCAUCUUUGUGAAGAGAGCCGAACCUCUUUGGGCUAUCCCAGUCAAAGCUUGA
Malania oleifera is the source of this 600-nucleotide messenger RNA. RefSeq names its product cytochrome P450 76T24-like. The coding region runs from base 31 to 600 and encodes 189 amino acids. The record is from RefSeq and is a predicted model, not a curated record. Gene Ontology annotation, molecular function: iron ion binding; oxidoreductase activity, acting on paired donors, with incorporation or reduction of molecular oxygen; heme binding. The transcript has a single exon. Lineage: Eukaryota; Viridiplantae; Streptophyta; Magnoliopsida; Santalales; Ximeniaceae.